Messenger RNA from Chaetomium globosum CBS 148.51, 2310 nucleotides. RefSeq lists its product as uncharacterized. NCBI's taxonomy places the organism in Eukaryota, Fungi, Ascomycota, Sordariomycetes, Sordariales, Chaetomiaceae. The transcript is spliced from 2 exons. Gene Ontology annotation, molecular function: ATP binding; protein kinase activity. Bases 1 to 2310 code for a protein of 769 amino acids. Gene Ontology annotation, biological process: protein phosphorylation. The record is from RefSeq and is a predicted model, not a curated record.
AUGCCUCCACGCCGUGCCCCCGCACCCAAAAAGGAGGCCGCCAAGGAUCUGCUUUUCGUCCUCAUACCGAUGGACGACGAGGCGGAAGCCAUCAUAUCCCUGAAUCCCGACCAUACGACGCAGCACUUCGGGGUGCGAGUUCUCGCUUGCUAUGCCGACCGUCGUUCCAAGAUUCCGGGGCGGCUCUUGUCAUUUGGGCGGAAUGACACUCACGACAUCCGACUACCGUCGGAACCCCCAGUCCCCGGGCCGAGGACCGGCAAUGGCCGCAAUGCUGACGGGGCAAGACGCGCCCGCAGCUAUGGAAAUUAUCGCAACGACCACUUCUUUUUCUUUCUUGCUCCAUCCGGCGAGCUGAUGCUCCGCGAUCUUUCGCCCUGUUUGACGACCAUCGAGCUUGAGAAUUCCACCCCUGUCGAGGCGCAUUUGUACGCCCUUCACGGCAAGAAUCCGCGCCAGCGAGCCAUACCCCGAACCAGCAGGACGAUGUACAUUACCUUUGGCACAUCCACUUGCUUCAAGCUCACAUGGGCUCGAACCUACCAAGGCGAGUCGGACAUGACGGACUUUGUGGUCCAGGGUGAGCUGGCCGGGAAGGCACUCGCCCACCACAUGCGUGGCAUGACCCUCACCGCCCCAGACGAGGAUACACUCGCGCCACCCAUGUACCAUUCCCGCGAGCUCCGCAGCCGCUACACCCCCUCCGGGGGCUCAUCCCUCGCCGGCCGCAAUAGGUCCAUCCACAAGUACGGCGUGUUGGGUUCCGGCACGUUUGGAGAAGUGUCAAAAGUUGUGGAACUGUCUUCGGGCGAGCUGUGGGCGGUCAAAGAGAUCAAGGGAGAUAAAGCUCACGACUACUGGAAACAGUGCUUUUUGGCCGAGGUCGAGCUCCUCCUAACACUCCGUCAUGACCACAUUGUGCAUUUCGAGACCUACCAAGACUUCCGGAUCGGCGGUCGUUUCCAACUUUUUUUCGGACUAUAUAGGGGUAACGUAACCGAUUUGAUGCCCCAGCACUCGUGCGACGGUGCGGGGAGACAUCAGCCCGCUUUCUGGUCCACCAUUGUCGUCCAGAUGUGUUCCGCCGUUGAAUACCUCCACGCAAAAGGGAUAGUCCACCGGGACAUCAAGCCUCAGAACAUCAUGUAUGACCAUGCCCAUGGAAGCGGUGAUGUGAACUUCUUUCUCGGAGACUUUGGUCUGUCCAAUACCGCAGCCGCCAUGAAAAAGGAGACGCCGGGCGGCGGUACCCCCUUCUACAACGCCCCCGAAAUUGCCCGCACCAAUACCCCGACAACGGCCUCGGACAUAUGGGCCCUUGGUAUUAUGUUCGGCCAGCUUCUCCAGUACUGGUGCUACAAGGACUCGAAAAGAAGCGUCGAUUUCUGGAAUAGGAAGCUUGCCGCCUAUGGCUGCACCAACUUCGUCCACAAAGACCCUCCUUCGACGCUUCACCAAUGGGACACGAAGUGGCCGACCAGGGCCCUUUCCUUUGCUCAAAACACCCUCAUCCCCGUCACCCUCGCGCGCAUGAUGAGCGCGACCCCAGACCGGCGCCCGACAGCGGCGCAGUUAGCACAGACUCACAUCGACGACUUCACCAAGAUCCCGCAAAUGCCCGCAGCAAUGAACCCAUCAUUAAACCCGACCACGAAAACAGCGGCAAAGCCCUCAGGCGCCCCCGGGCUGAAGACGGCGAAGGAUUUGGCAAUGAACGCAGCGGCUGGCCCCACGUAUGCCCCCGUCCACGACCAACCUGGCUUCCAGCACAACCCACGCCAGGCAAACGCCCCCGGGCAAAACCUCUUUGCGCUACCGCCAAACCCCCCCAAGCACCAGAACCCUGCCCCCAUCUACACCUCCGCCGACCUCAACUUCCUAAAACCCACGCAUCAAACGACCGGGCCCAAGGCAGGCCAACCACAGUCAGGCUACAUGCCCUACCCCCGGCAGCCCCCACCCCCCACAGCCAACGCAAACCCAAGGCCCACCCCAGCCGGGUACCCGGCACCAAACGGCGGCGGUGGAGGCGGCAUGUAUCGCCAUCCCGCGGCGCCACCACCCCCCACCACCACCGGCAACCCUCGAUCAACAGCAACAGCGGCCGCAGUCGCAGCAGCAGAUCGAUACACGCACCAGCGCCCGCUGGCCGGCGCUCCCGCACGCACCCCUCUCCCGAACGCGAGGCCGACGGCGGACAAUACGCCCAGGUCAAUGCAACAGCAGAGGGUGUCUAAGCCCACGGGUCCGCCGCCGGGGGUGAGGCAGGAUUCGAAGUCGUUGGGAGGGUUGUUUGGGGGUAGGCGGUGA